Sander lucioperca (pikeperch) is the source of this 2879-nucleotide messenger RNA. RefSeq names its product ATPase family AAA domain-containing protein 2-like. Gene Ontology annotation, biological process: positive regulation of transcription by RNA polymerase II. Gene Ontology annotation, cellular component: nucleus. NCBI's taxonomy places the organism in Eukaryota, Metazoa, Chordata, Actinopteri, Perciformes, Percidae. The record is from RefSeq and is a predicted model, not a curated record. The transcript has 21 exons. Gene Ontology annotation, molecular function: histone binding; ATP binding; chromatin binding. Bases 272 to 2746 code for a protein of 824 amino acids.
CAGCUGCAGCACCACCAACCACAACUUUGACGCCAAACUGAGCCGAGCCUCGUCGCUGUACCAGGGACCCAGCAACGGCUUCCCGAGAGGAACGUUCAGGAUCAGCACCUCCGGUCUGAACACCACCCGCAGAGCAGCAUUCAGAUCCACUAAGAGCACGUUGUCGAUUCAGUCUGACGAGGACAACGACUCGGACGAUGACGUGCCGAACGUUGAAAAAGUCUCCAGAAGCUGUCGGCCGGAGAAUCCUCUGGGGACUCGCAGAGACAAGAUGAACGCCGGAGCGGGUCUGGCAGACAUCGAUCCCAUGGCCAUCGACCAAUCGGUGGGGUUCGACAGCAUCGGAGGUCUGUCGGGUCACAUCUCAGCUCUGAAGGAGAUGGUCGUCUUCCCGCUUCUCUACCCAGAAGUCUUUGACAACUUCCACAUCCAGCCUCCCAGAGGUUGCCUGUUUUAUGGACCUCCUGGGACGGGGAAAACGCUGGUCGCCCGGGCGCUGGCCAAUGAGUGUAGCCACGGCAACAGGAAGGUGGCCUUCUUUAUGAGGAAGGGAGCGGACUGCCUCAGCAAGUGGGUGGGCGAGUCCGAGCGGCAGCUGCGGCUGCUGUUUGAGCAGGCGUAUCAGAUGCGUCCGUCCAUCGUCUUCUUUGACGAGAUCGACGGCCUGGCUCCGGUCCGAUCCAGCAGACAGGACCAGAUACACAGCUCCAUCGUGUCGACGCUCCUGGCUCUGAUGGACGGGUUGGACAGCCGAGGCGAAGUCGUCGUCAUCGGAGCGACAAACCGCCUGGACUCCAUCGAUCCGGCGCUGCGACGGCCCGGACGCUUCGACAGGGAGUUCCUCUUCGGGCUGCCUGACAGAGAGUCUCGUAAAGAGAUUCUGAAAAUCCACACCAGGCCGUGGAAACCUCGUCCGUCGGAAGAUUUCCUUGACGAGCUGGCCGAGAAAUGUGUCGGUUACUGCGGCGCUGACAUCAGGGCGGUGUGCACCGAGGCGGCGCUGUGCGCUCUGCGCCGCCGCUACCCGCAGAUCUACGCCACCUCCCAGAAGCUCCUCCUGGACGUCUCCUCCAUCGCCAUUGGCAGCUGCGACUUCGUGGCGGCCAUGAGGAAGAUGUCGCCGGCCUCGCAGCGCUCCGCUGCCUCGCCGGCCAAGCCGCUCUCGCCCGUGGUUCAGCCGCUGCUGGGCGGCGCCCUGCGGGACAUCCUGGAGGCUCUGCAGAGGCUGUUCCCGCACGCCGAGCUGGGGAUGAAGAGGAAGAGGGAGCCGGAUCUGACCUCUGGUAUCCUUGACGACGACCUGUACGGAGGAGACGAUGCCUCCAGCACAUCCAGCAUCUCCGCCCCCUCCACCUCCACGAGCAGACACUUCCUGCAUUUUGCCAGGAGUGCAGUCAAACACCCAACGUCCCACCGUCCCAGGAUGCUCCUGGCAGGGCGUCCCGGUGCCGGUCAGACCUCCCAUCUGGCUCCUGCCGUUCUGCACGCUCUGGAGCGCUUCCCCGUCCACAGUCUGGACUCGGCCGUGCUGUUUGGAGUCAGCAGCACCUCGCCGGAGGAAGCCUGCGCCCAGGUGUUCUGCGAGGCCAAGCGGACGUCUCCCAGCAUCCUCUACCUGCCCCACAUCCAGCAGUGGUGGGACACUGCCACGUCCUCGUUGAGGGCGUCCUUCCUCAGCCUGCUGGGAAGCAUCCCCUCCCUCUCCCCCAUCCUCCUCCUCGCCACCUGCAGCGUCCCCCGACAACAGCUGGACCCAGAGAUUCAGCUUCUGUUCCGGGAGGAGUACGGGGAGGUGUACACCGUCAGCGUUCCCAUGCGACUGGAGAGGACCGACUUCUUCCGGGACCUCAUCCUGAACCAGGCGGCCGAGCCUCCGCCCUCCACCAAAAGAGCACUGACUCAGGCCAUGGAGAUCCUUCCCCUGGCUCCGCUGCCUCCCCCCCGCCAGCUGCCGGAGCAGGACCGCCUCCAUCUGGAGGAGCAGGAGGAGGACGUGCUGCGGGAGCUCCGCCUCUUCCUGCGCAACGUCACCGAGCGUCUGAGUCUGGACCGCCGCUUCAAGGCCUUCACCAAACCGGUCGACAUCGAGGAGGUCCCGGACUACAUGUUGGUGAUCAGGAAGCCCAUGGACUUGUCCACGCUGCUGACCAACAUCGACGAGCAGAAGUACGUCACCGUCGGCGAGUUCGUGUCGGACGCCGACCUCAUCUGGCAGAACGCCCUCGAGUACAACCCGGACAGCGACCCCAUGGACCGUCACAUCCGUCACCGUGCGUGCGCCCUGAAGGACACGGUGCGCGCCAUCAUCCGAGACGAGCUGGACGAAGACUUUGAGAGAGUCUGCGAGGAAGUCAAGGAGUCGCGCAUCAAGAGAGCGUCUCUCUGCGGGCCGCAGGGCGGCUCGGAGGAGGCCGACGGCAUCUGCAGCUCGACCAGAAACAGCCCUGGACAAGAGCGUAGCAGCUGUGAGACGAGAGCCGACGUGGCCGCCCUGGAGCAGAUGCAGCUGUUCAGCAGAGCCGGGUGCGCGGAGAUCCCGGACGGGGAAACGCCGCCGCUGGUCGUCGAUCACAGCAAGCUGAGGGAUCUCCUCAGCAGAGCCGUGGCGAGGACCGAGCGUGCCGAGGUGGAGGCGCUGGAGAAGCUUUACGCCGUGCUGGCUCAGUGCAUCUACAGACACCGACACGCCUACGACAAGACGCAGCUCGCCAAGGAAAUGAAGAAAGAAAUUGACGGCUCCUCCUGAUCUUGCCCAUCAGCUCUAUUUUAAUAAAACCUCAGCUCAUUCAAACAGGACGUUGUUAAUUCCUCAUUUUGAUAACGACACAUCAGUUUGACCUCAGUAUUUAUUUAUUUAUUCCGUUUGAUGUUAUUUAUAA